Molecule: messenger RNA, 880 nt
Organism: Rhizopus microsporus ATCC 52813
Lineage: Eukaryota; Fungi; Mucoromycota; Mucoromycetes; Mucorales; Rhizopodaceae
Exons: 2
Coding region: 1-654 (217 amino acids)
Source: RefSeq, a predicted model, not a curated record
AUGCCCGUCGGGCAAUUGAGAAGUCGUCUUCGUCAACUGGACAUUAACAAUAGCCGCAUUCUUGACAUUCAUUACCCCACUCGCAACGUUGUAGCCCUACUUGUCCACAACGAUUACGCGCCUGAACUGAAAUCUUACGUCCAAAAAUUAAGGUACGCACCAAGGACGACUUCAACCUUUGCGAUGGCUCAAUCCUCAUGGACCCCAAAUAUGGACACUGCUCUAAAGAAGAACACAACGACUUUGCCCUCAUGCACCAUAGUGAUUGCAUCUACCCAAUAUUAUACUCACGAUCAUUUGCGGCGACCUCAACACACGACUAGGGCAUAUCACUGGAGAUACUUUCAUACUCACCGAGUACAAAUAUUAUAUAACUGGACCAAAUCGCAUGAUAUGAUUAUAUGGAAUGAAAGAUUGACCUAUGAAUCACCCAUAUAUAUGACUUUUAAUGGUAGUAGUAUUAUCGACUAUUUCAUCGUCACGACAGAGCUACCUUACCCACAGUUACUAAUCAGAGGCGACUUAUCGGUUGACUCCUACCAUAAGUUUAUGACACUCUCCUUUCAAUUGACAACACUACCCUCGAGAACCAAUGCACCCAAACGAAUCCUAUGGCAUUUAAACAAGAUAAAAGAUGAUCAGUCCAGGCCUUAAUAUCUAGAACACUUUUCUCAUCUCACUAAGGAUCUCAUGCCAACCAACAUCCCUUCCUUUGACGACAGAUCCUUCGCAGUGACAUAUAUUGAGCAAUUCAAUCGAGCCCUUUGCCAAACGAUCUAUCAAUCUCUGGAUUUGGUUUAUGGACAUCAUACAAGGUGAACGGACGAUUUCCAACAACAGUUUUUAACGCGCAAUUUACAAGAGAUCUUUGAUAUCAAAG